AUGAAAUACUUCAAAAGUGUUAUGAUCCUCCACAAGGACUACGACACGCUAAUGUGCAAAGUGUUUGUCAUGACUCUGCUAGGAGUAGCCCAAGAUUGGUUCCACACCUUACCUUCCAGGUUGACUAGCAGCUUCAAUGAGCUAGCUUACGUCUUCAUCAAAGAAUACACGUCUUAUCGGACGAUCAAGAAAACCCUUGACGAUCUAUUCAAACAGCACAAAAAGUCUGAUGAAUCCCUCCGAGACUACUUCAAGAGGUUCAAGGCGGAGAGGGCAAACAUUGUAGGAUGUGAUGACCAAGUUGCGUCCUCUGCCUUCAAAAAGGGCUUAACAAUUGAAUGUGAGCUGUAUCAUCGCCGCAAAAAAGACUGCAAGCUAGCCGAUCAACUAGCUGACCAGGCAAGCCAAAAGAACGGCAAUCGCAUAUCACAGCCUCAGGAAGGUGUUCCAGCAGCUGAGAGCUACACCAAGUUCACUAUCCCGAUACACCAGAUCUUGGCCCAAGUAAAAGACAUUCCUUGGCUGAAGAAACUAUCGCCUUUGAAGGGAAACCCAACUGAGAAAGAUACCAGUAGAUACUGCGCAUUCCAUGUAGGGCACGAUCAUUACACAAACGAUUGCUUCGCAUGGAAAAGGCAUCUCAAAGAUCUAGUCAGAGAUGUCCAUUGCACGGAAUUCAUUGCAAGAAGGGCUAUCCAGCAAAUCAAAGAUUGUGACGCAGUUGCAAUGAGCCUCAUAGAAAAAAGUAAUACGGAUCAACACAAUCCUAGUCGACUCCAAGAGCCUGGGUUGACCACCAGGGAGUAA
Prunus armeniaca (apricot) is the source of this 807-nucleotide messenger RNA. NCBI's taxonomy places the organism in Eukaryota, Viridiplantae, Streptophyta, Magnoliopsida, Rosales, Rosaceae. The record is from the annotation of a GenBank genome assembly.